Molecule: messenger RNA, 660 nt
Organism: Racocetra fulgida
Lineage: Eukaryota; Fungi; Glomeromycota; Glomeromycetes; Diversisporales; Gigasporaceae
Source: the annotation of a GenBank genome assembly
CUGGAAGCAGAAAAGGCAGAGUUGAAGAGCCAGAUAAACCAGUUUCAACAAAUGACCACCCAAGCAAACGUUCCAAAAUCAGACAAUGUGCCGAGUACAACAGAAAUAGCGCCAUCUACACCUCCUCCCACUUUGCCUCAAAUAAACAUAACGAAACCCCCUACUCCCUCGCAACCAACGAGACCCACUACUCCCUCGCAACCAACGAGACCCACUACUCCAUCACAACCAGCGAAACCCUCUACUCCAUCGCAACCAACGAAACCCUCUACACCCUCGCAACCAACGAAACCUUCUACUCCUUCGCAACCAACUCCUUCGCAACCAACGAAACCUUCUACUCCUUCGCAACCAACUCCUUCGCAACCAACUCCUUCGCAACCAACAUCAACGGCAUUAACGAUUAUUUCGCCUCCAAUAAACGUUCCUGUAAAUGUUACUGAGACUAAAGAAAUCUCUCAACCAUCUAAUAGCGCAGACGCUAACGAUGGAACUACGGCUGCAGCUACAUCACCAACUUCAAAACAAGUUGCUGUGUCUGUUCCUCCUACAACUGCAGUUACACCGAAUGUGCCGAAGGAGAAGCCACCAGUUAAAUUACAAAGAAAUCGUGUUCCACUAACUAUGCCUCAAUCACCGAAGAUAACUCCCGUUCAAGCC